UGGUUUAGUUUCGUAUUUACAAACGUGUUUAAAGAAGGAACAGGUUCAAAGAAACCUUAAAGACACACACAAUCCCAUACGCAUUUAGCAACGGCUAUUUCUAUUAGGCGAGAGAGACAAGAAGACAGAAAUGGCGCUGAUGACUCUUCAUCUGACACCGCAUCUCAAUGGGUUCCAUGUGCUUAAUCCACAAAGUCCGAGACUUUCAUCACCAUCUCGAGUCUCUGUGUCGCUACAUUCGAUUUCACAUCGAACCCAGUUCCAAAGUUUGGUUGUUUGUGCAAGAAAGAGGAAAAAAAGAGUCGGGUAUCAACGAAUCGCAGGGUUUCUGUUCAAGUCACUGUCGUUAUUAUCCCCUAAUCUCCAGAUCUUACCGCAGCCGUUGGAUCUUGUCAUUGCUGAUCUGGGUGGCGUAGAUGGUGGAGGAGGAGGAGGAGGAGGAGGGCUACGGUUUUGGAGAGGAUGGGGAAGAUUUGAUGGAUGGAGAAGGAAACGGAACAGAGUACCAAUUUUGCUUUUCGUUUGUGUAAUUCUAUGGAUUUGUGGUUUCUGCAAAAUCUCGGGGAAAGAGAUCAAGAGUGACAAGGUUUUGAAGGUGCUAGGGCUUUGCUUGUUUGGUGUAACUAUGGUGAAAGAUUUGAAGAGGGAGGCUAGAUAUUUGGUCUUUGGGUUUCUCUGUUUCAGCGCUUCACUGGGUUUUGGAUACAAGAAAGAGAAUUUUGUGAAAUUAGCUUCGGGAAUUAGGUCUUGUUCUUCAGUUCUUUUCAAAAGGAGAAGUCGUAAAAGAAUUUAAUAUGAAAAGAAGACUAUU
Messenger RNA from Eutrema salsugineum, 811 nucleotides. RefSeq lists its product as uncharacterized. The transcript has a single exon. The record is from RefSeq and is a predicted model, not a curated record. Lineage: Eukaryota; Viridiplantae; Streptophyta; Magnoliopsida; Brassicales; Brassicaceae. The coding region runs from base 131 to 793 and encodes 220 amino acids.